AUGGUCAACGACGAGCGCGUAAAGUGGAAGGUUACUUCCAAACUGCAGAAGGGCCGGCUUCUGGCAGCCGUGAACUGUCUUGCCGGGCUGGCGAUUUUCUUUUUUGGAUACGAUCAAGGGAUGAUGGGCGGCGUGAAUGGUUCCCAGUCCUAUCUUGAGGUUAUGGGCCUUGGCUAUAUGGAGAAUGGCGAGGCUGUUGUUACCGGUUGGGUUCCACGCAUUAAUGGCCUUAAGGAUUCAUUAUAA
Aspergillus puulaauensis is the source of this 246-nucleotide messenger RNA. RefSeq lists its product as uncharacterized. The coding region runs from base 1 to 246 and encodes 81 amino acids. NCBI's taxonomy places the organism in Eukaryota, Fungi, Ascomycota, Eurotiomycetes, Eurotiales, Aspergillaceae. The record is from RefSeq and is a predicted model, not a curated record. The transcript is spliced from 2 exons.